Messenger RNA from Neodiprion virginianus, 4913 nucleotides. RefSeq lists its product as uncharacterized. The record is from RefSeq and is a predicted model, not a curated record. Lineage: Eukaryota; Metazoa; Arthropoda; Insecta; Hymenoptera; Diprionidae. The coding region runs from base 331 to 3951 and encodes 1206 amino acids. Gene Ontology annotation, molecular function: transmembrane transporter activity. Gene Ontology annotation, cellular component: membrane. Gene Ontology annotation, biological process: transmembrane transport. The transcript is spliced from 24 exons.
GCUGUGAAACAGAAGGAAAACAGUCUCAUCUUAUUGCUCGCGGAAUUUUCACCAGACUUUGUCGUAUGCUUGCAAUAGUGCAGUAAAGUUUCCACACGCGGUAAAUUUUCACGUCUACGCCGUGAAACGAUCGUUGUCAACGACCGACUGUGAGAGUGUUUAUUUUUUUUGUUCAUUGUUAUUAAUAAAUUGUGAAGCGAAGCGGUGAAUCGUCGACAGACCGCAGGACGCAGUUUUUGAGCGCGCAAUGGUGGAGUGGAGUUUAUUUAAAAAAAGAAACUUGCAGUGAAGAGUAUUAUACAAGUGAAAUAAACUUAUCGGCGGUGAGAGAUGGUAAACAAAUUUGUUGCAGCUCUGGCAUUCGUUGACCAAGAGAAAGGAUACGACUUUGAGAACGCGAUAGCUCAAGUUGGUUAUGGAAAAUAUCAAGGACUCUUGCUGGCCGUUUGCGGUACGAUUUAUGCCGCAUGUGCGAUCGGAACGACGACCCUUUCCUUCGUACUUCCGUCCGCGGAAUGCGAUUUCAAGCUGACUUCUGCCGACAAGGGGCGGCUCAACGCGACGCCCCUCGUAGGCAUGGUUGUGGGCUCCUACAUUUGGGGAAACAUAGCCGACGCUGUGGGUCGUAAAUGGGGCUUGAUAGCAGCCUUGCUGAUGGAUUCGAUGGCUGCUCUGUCGUCGAGUGUCGCCCAGUCUUUCCCCCUCUUCCUCUUCUUCCGAUUCUUCAACGGUUUCGGGAUCAUCGGGGCCACCAGCAUCGUCUUUCCCUACUUCAGCGAAUUCCUAGCCGCUAAGAAUCGCGACGUGAUGCUCUGCAGGCUCGAGGUCUUCUGGACCGUCGGCGUCAUUAGUCUGCCAGGGAUCGCUUGGGUGGUGAUACCGCACAGCUGGAGACUCGGCAGCGUCGACACGUUCUCCUUUACCCCCUGGAGGAUGUUUGUGGCCCUCUGCGGUGUCCCGAGUCUGACAAUGGCUAUGAUCCUUCUCCUAUUCCCGGAAAGCCCGAAGUAUCUCAUGACCCACGGGAAGAUGGAUAGAGCGUUGGUCGUCUUGGAAGGAAUGUUCGCUAUCAACAGCGGAUUGGAAAAGUCCGAUUAUCCGGUGAAAGCUCUCAUCAACCCAGGGCAAAUACACAGGGCAAGCACGAAGCACGAGCCGCGUUUGCGGAAGCUCACGAUUCGCCUUGGCGCGAUUUGGCGUCAAAAGAAGCAGCUCUUCUCGCCACCGUAUCUGCGUUACAUCGCCCUGACAUGCUUCGCCGAUUUCGGACUGAUGUUCAGCUACUACACCCUGAUGCUCUGGUUCCCGGAGCUCUUCGAGCGGUUCGGCCAGUUUCAGGAAGUCCACCCUGACCAGCCGGCCGGAGUCUGCGACGUGACGUCGAUCGUGGUCCAGGGUGUGCACAACGAGACGACGAUAUCGGCGAGCUGCGACAAGCCGAUCGACGACAAGGUCUUCCUCUACACCGUGAUAAUCGGUUUAUCCUGCAUACCGACAUCGAUAUCGCUCGGUCUCUGCAUCAACAAACUCGGGAAGAAGUUCCUCCUGAUAUUCAGCUUCAUGGCGGCCGGCUCCGCGGCCCUGGGACUUAACUUGGUCAAGAACCUCACUCAGACCCUGAUUCUUUCCUGCAUAUUCGAGGCCCUGACAAGCACCACGGAGGUCAUAAUAUUCUGCGUGAUAGUCGAGCUGUUUCCCACCAGCCUUCGAGCGUUGGCGAUGUCGUUGACGGUGACUUCCGGCCGUCUCGGAGCCAUUGUCGGUAAUGUUGUUUUCGGGACGCUUAUUGACCUGAACUGCAUCAUUCCGAUUUACACGUUCGCGGGGCUCUUGAUAUCCGGCGGAUUUCUCUGCAUGUUGAUACCGAGCAAGGGUCAAAUAGUACCUUCGCUAUCUUCGCCCCCGAUGACGCCGUUGGGAAGUUCAUUUAAGAUGGACGCUUGCGACAUCCGGUACCUGCAGUCCCCAAACGGGAACGUCGAGGGCUGGCUCAUAGUCAGCCUAGAGCCGCUUGUUAAACGUUUUAUUCAAUGCGGAAAGCUAAUCGAUAUUUUGAUAACGCCAUGCACCGUCACAAAAAUCCAAUUUACCGAGUCGUUACCAAAACUGUGCUCGUGCUAUAUAUACAACACAGGUGUAACGACUAAAGUUCAGAUUUAUAUAAAAAAAAAUUUUUUCCUCAAAAGAUUGAGAGGCCAAGUCUUGGGUAGCUUCUUUAAUGGCAGUGUGCAGUCCGCAGUUAUCGUACAGACAUCGCUGUCCCAGCAUGCAGCAGUGCAACUGUUACAAAAAUUCCGUGGAAUAUUGUUGAAAAUUUGGAGCUAUAACAGAAAAAUUGGACAACGAACGGCAACUGUUGACGUAACUGAUGGUGACAAUCCGAGAAAAGAGGAAGGACCGGUAGAUUUUGAACGUGCAAUAGAACUAACAGGCUAUGGAAAGUUUAAUUAUCUUCUGCUGCUGGCCGUCCUACCAGCAGGAUGCUCAAGUGUUUACGCGUCCACAGCCAUGUCCUACGUCCUGCCGUCUGCCGAGUGCGACCUUGGACUCACCUUGCUUGAUAAGGGUCUUCUUAAUUCUAUGGCAUUUGCAGGGAUGAUUUGCAGCUCGUUCGCAUGGGGAUUUUUGGCCGACAUGUUCGGGCGUAAGACAAUACUCGUUUACGGCUACCUCCUCGACGCUAUUUUCAAUCUGGCAAGUAGUUUUUCCCAGGUUUCAUGGAUGCUGUUAGUUUUCAAAUUCUUCAACGGCGUGAUAAUUUCCGGCCCAUACGCCGCUUUGUUAUCUUACCUGGCGGAGGUUCACGGUGAAAAGCACAGAUCGCAGAGUUACAUGUGGCUCGGAGUAUUUUUCUCGUUAGGCAAUAUUUCAGUGCCAUGCGUGGCUUGGCUGAUCAUUCCGCUCGAUUGGGAAUGGACCUUCUUCGGUGAUUCGAUGGUCUUCAACUCCUGGAGACUCUUCCUCGUGGUCUGUACCGUGCCUGAGUUCAUCGCUUGUCUGGCACUCUCCUUCUUUCCGGAGAGCCCGCGAUUCCUCAUCGCCAAGGGACGCCACCAAGAAGCCCUUGACGUUUUCAAGAAGAUCUACUCGAUCAACACCGGAAACCACCCUGACACGUAUGCUGUCAAAAGUCUCGUUCAAGAAUCGUCGAUAGAAGCUUCCGGGAAAAGCUUGGUCCACAUGUUGCGGUGCGGCUUGCGUCAAAUGAAACCCCUCUUCGAGGUCUCGAACCUCUCCCGACUGAUUCUGAUCACAUCCAUUCAAUUCGGAGCCACUUUAGGCUCCAACUCCCUGAGACUCUGGAUGCCCCAGCUGUUCGCGAUGAUCGAAACCUACGAGAAGCUACAUCCCACCUCGGCGUCCGAAGUGAAACCCACCAUGUGUUACAUGCUGGACGCCACUAAAUACCUCGAAAAAAAUUUAACCGACCCAACGAACAUAACGACGAGUGCUGAGCCAGGUUGUACACAGAUGAUACUGGACUCCACUGUUUACAUGAACUCGAUGAUCAUCGCUCUGACCGGUGUGAUCGGAUACACGAUGGCCGGAAGUCUCAUAAACGCGGUUGGGAAGCAGAAGCUUAUGAUCGUGUGUUUCGUGGGUGCCGGUGCGUGUUGCGGAGCUUUAUACUGGGCCCAGGAGACGAGCGUGAUUCUGAGUUUAACGUCGAUAUUCGUCGCUCUCGCGAGCAUCGGGGGUGCGACGGUGAUGAACGUGAUAGUCGAUAACUUUCCAACAUUCCUCAGAACCAUGGCUGUCAGUAUCACAAUGAUGUUCGGACGAGUCGGGGCUGUAGUGGGAAAUAUGCUGUUCCCAAUUCUCUUGAACGCCGGCUGCCUCGGUCCGUUUAUCAUGAUCGGGACCGCGUGUCUCGCCUGCGCGGUUUGGACGAUAAUUUUACCGUCCGGUAAAAUUACUGCGGUUAGUAAAGAAGGGGAUUUAAAACAGUGAUACUCAUAGGUUGAGACGUCAUUUUUGUACAUAUGCGAUGGUGAUUAAUUAUAGCGCUGAAUUGCACGCUAUUGAUUCUAAGUCAUGGAGUAUGGUAUGUAGAUAGGAUUUAAAUGUCAAGAUUUUAACACGAUCGUUGCAAAAUACCUUUACUAUAUUCCCACGGUGAGUGUGAUGCACGUAUCAAGUUUUACAAGUAUACGUCACUAAUACGUUGCUAUUAAAUGUAUAGUACAGCGUGUCGGAUGAUACGUGCGCGGCCACGUCGAUUUUCCAAGAGAUAUAAUAUAUAUUAAUGUAUACGUCUGAGCAUAAAAUGGCAAACAGAAGUAGAAGAAGUGAACAAUACGUUGAUAUACUUUAAUAAUAAACAAUGAUACGCUUUUGUUCGUUCAACUUUUAAACAUUGUCCUCUGAUCUUAUCCUGUAUGUACGUGUGUUGUAACGUUCCCGGCUUUUUCAGAACCUUGGUUACCGAAACCGUGACACUGUGAAUUGUUUGACCUUUUUGUUAACAAAUUUUAACUAUCAAAAGAAUUAUGAAAGGAACCCCUCUUUCAUUUUUUUAUAAUUUUUCUGUUGAACUGUCGCCGGACACGGAUGACACAGCGCCGUACACAUUUACUUGUUUCACUGCUAUGUUGUUAAAUAAGAAAACAAACUCCGCUUAAACAUCACACAUUUUAAUCAACUAAUUGCACACUGUGCUUUUGUAUCUACAUUCUUACAAAGGAAUUAUAAAUGAAAAUCGCAAUAAGCAAAUAAAAAAGGAAAAUAUAAAAGAAAGUGAAUUAAAUUAAACAGUUAACUAUCGCCUGGUUUCUACGUUUUACCUUUAGGAACAUACGUAGCUUUUACGUAAGCUGUGAGAAAUUCUAUGUUUGAUGAAGAGUGCAAAGGUUCUUUUAACACUCGUCCCCUAAAAUUUUCUAUGUUACCUCCUAAAUGUAAAAGCUGCCGAA